Messenger RNA from Tricharina praecox, 2552 nucleotides. Its product is annotated as CASC3/Barentsz eIF4AIII binding-domain-containing protein. The transcript is spliced from 4 exons. The annotation marks the transcript as partial. Gene Ontology annotation, cellular component: exon-exon junction complex. Lineage: Eukaryota; Fungi; Ascomycota; Pezizomycetes; Pezizales; Pyronemataceae. The record is from RefSeq and is a predicted model, not a curated record. Gene Ontology annotation, molecular function: mRNA binding. Gene Ontology annotation, biological process: mRNA processing.
CCCGCCCCGCCCUACCCUGCCCUGCCACGACACCCUACGAUACCACGGUCUCUCGUCCCGCCUGCUCGAAUUUUCCAACCCGUACACUUGUGAUCCGGUUAGGCUUUGUUCCGAUCGGGUGGCUUUGUGAUUUGGCUUUGGCUUGGAUUCCCAUCGAUUCCUUCGGCAUAGUUACCUCUGCCCUUUACUUUCUUUGAGUCUCGUUCAAAUCAAUCUGCAACCCAAAAUCCUCCCGCGCUUGUCCAACCAGGUUCUCUCAAUCAAAAGCAUCAAUUUCGCUUCCAACUGAAUUCAUAUAACUCAACAACCGCACCGCCCCUCCCCCGCUUACUCGCUUUCCUUCGUUCAACUCUCCUUUACACACACACAUAUACACCCACGAACACACGACACUUGGUCCCUCUCUCUCCGAUAGAUCAGUCGUCCACCUACCCACACGCCGUAACAGCAUGCCUGCCGCUGCCGACACGCCCUCCACCACCACGACGACUACUGUACCACCCACCAAAGCCGCCCGCCGCAAGCCCGCCCGGCUCCUCCGUCGUCGCGCCGGUCACCCACACGAGGAAGACGAUGAUGCCGAAACAGUAGGAUCGGACGACUCCUACAGCGAUGAUUCCGGUCUGAGCGAGGAAGAAGGGUUCAGUGAUUGCGAGAGCGACGAUGAAUUUGAGGAUGCAUCCGAUGGUGAGGGGCGGCAAGCAGCGGUGGAGAAACCGGCGACUAAACAGAGGACGGAUACCGAUUUGAUGAUUAAUGGGAUUGCCCCCCACGGGGGCAAGGCUGAGACGGUGGAGUUCGAGGAAAUGGGACGCGAGCGAACGGUUGCGAACGGCAAGCGGAAAGAAGAGGAAGAAGAAGAAACGGUGGAUGGGGAGGUGGAAGAGACGGUGGUGGAAGAGGUACAGCGACAGGAACCUAAGAAGCACUUGACGCCGUACGAGCGGAGGCAGAGAGAACACGAGGAAUACAAAAAGCGGCGCGCCGAGGAUCCGAGUUUUGUGCCCAAUCGAGGCCGGUUCUUCAUGCAUGACUCCCGCGACAACGCCGGCGGUAAUGGGUUCCGGCCUUUCGGUCCUGGCGGUAAAGGGAGGGGCGGUCGCUUCGGGAACAGAGAGUUCCAACCGCACCAUCAAGCGCCACCACCGCCCGAGCUCGCCGGCGAAUGGCUUCACGACAUGCACGAGCAGAUUGAGACUCAGGUUGAGCAGCAGCAACAACAGAGGCCUGCUCCAGCUUCGGCGCAAUCUCAUCAACAGCAGCAAAAUCAAGGUCACAACAACAAUAACAACUUUGCUGCCGGUCGUCAGCGAGCUCCGGAUCAACCUAGGAGCUUUGGUCGGACUUUGCACAAAGGGACUGUGCAGAUUCAGGUCAAUCUGCCCGGUAUGAAGGCGCCGAUCACAUUCAGCGAGGUUCCAUGCAAAGUUUACACCCGCCUGCCGUUCCACCGCCCGCCGCUUCGCCGAGACAAGCCCGUUAGAAUCGCACUUCCGGAGAGUCCUGUUCGUUACAUCUACCCGAAUGUGCAACGGUCGUUCAUCUUCAUUCCACGGGCGAUGCGGCCGGGCGGGUCGGGAUAUAUCAGAGGUGCUGCUGGCAGGGGACGGGGUGGCUAUUCACAAGGUGGCCGAAGUUUCUACGGCGGCGGGUCGACCAUCUAUUCGCCUUCCGUUGAUAUGUCGAGGCGGUCAUCACUGGUAUACGAUACGCGCCACCACACGCCGGCACAGGCCAUGCACCCCCAGGCAGGUCACGCACCGACUCCCAGGCUUGCAACUCAGCAACCGCCGCCCUCUUACACUCCUUCGUACACUCCUGCGAUGAUUCCGGCUCCAUAUCGCGAAGCUCGUGCUACGCCGAAGAUUCCGAUGUAUCAACCUCGGCCCCAAAAGGCUGUCAAUGUAGCCGAAAUAGACUCACCGGCGGUCAUGCACUUUCCCAGCAACUACAGUGGCGGCAUUUACACCGAUCAUGUGCCUUCCGGGACUCCUCCCCAGCACAUGCAACAACAUAAUCGGCACCCAUCAUAUACGUCACAGGCACCCGGGACUCCACUAUCGCAAAUUCCGGAGGCUGUCCAUGCAAGACCUUUCCAGCCCAACCCCUACCCGCAGCAGCAGCAACCCUACUAUCAGCAGUACCCUCCUCCACACGCACCGCAGCAGAAUCCUAUGCCCCAUCCUCAGCAUGCUCCGAUGCAGCCACAUCAUGGGGUCUUCCACCCUCCGCCACCACCAUACGUCGCCGGUCCAUCGCCCAUGCCCAACGGACCAACAAACCACUACAUCCCUCAGUCAAUGCAGCCACACCAACCGCCGCCGCCACUUCAGCAGGUUCCAGGACCGGCUCCGCCUGGGCCAUCCGGGCCAACGACGAUCGCCCAGGAGAGCAACGGAAUGGUUUACUAUUCGACGUGGGAUCCCAAUACCACGUACUAUCAGUACCCACCGGCCCCUGGUCCGACCUACGCCGAUGCGCCCGUCAUGACGAUGACGCCAGGACCAGAUGGCCAGGGGCAAAAUGUGGGUGGGACGAUGUACUACUACCCG